Molecule: messenger RNA, 363 nt
Organism: Eruca vesicaria subsp. sativa (arugula)
Lineage: Eukaryota; Viridiplantae; Streptophyta; Magnoliopsida; Brassicales; Brassicaceae
Source: the annotation of a GenBank genome assembly
AUGCCUCUCAACAUUCUCGACAUGGUUUGCACCAUUAUCUGUCUGGAGCAGAAAUUUGAGAAAAUCAGCAAAAGCAACCGGCCUUCCGUUCACGAAGUUAAAAAGUCAAGGAGACAACGUCUACAAUAUGUUUCUUACGAAUCAAAGCCAGUAACACACAAACCUCAGACUCAAGAAUUUCCACCGGAGUACUUCCAAGAUGCAGAGCUCCCUGAUGACUCCAUGAAUAUCAACGAGAUCGGAAAAAUGUUUGACAUUAGAGUAAACGACGAUCCACAGAAGACUCUAGAAGAACCAGAAGAAGAAUACGAAUGCCCAGACAAUCAUUAUGGAUGCACAAAUACAUCAUCGAGUUCGAAAUAG